This is a messenger RNA of Varroa destructor (honeybee mite), 4130 nucleotides long. RefSeq lists its product as uncharacterized. Lineage: Eukaryota; Metazoa; Arthropoda; Arachnida; Mesostigmata; Varroidae. Gene Ontology annotation, biological process: hemocyte migration. Gene Ontology annotation, cellular component: membrane. The record is from RefSeq and is a predicted model, not a curated record. Gene Ontology annotation, molecular function: growth factor activity.
UGUAUACAUACUUAUAAUUUAUUUAAUAGACUGGGAGAUGGCAGGGCAACUCAUUGGUCUUCACUAUAGGCACCAGCUGCCAGCAUGGUCAUCUUCCACUGUCUUCUAUCUGAUUCACGGUUUCGCUUUGAAAGCAUUAAAUGGCCUAAACCUGCUCAACAGCUCCUCACUGUUUCAUCGUAGCGCAUAUAUUUACGGUAAGCUCUACGCUAUGGGCAAACAAGGAGUGGAGAGCGUCGAAUGUACACUCGCGUGCAGAUAAAACUAUAUUCCCAUCGACGCCACCCAACUACGGUUUCCCGCUGGGUUGGCUUGUCCAGUCUACUAUCUACGAUUCGUUAUAUGACGAACGUUCGCGGACCAUUCAAAUAGAAUCAAGUAAACGGACGAGUGUCGGGCGACAGCGACGGUGGGCGAGAAUCGAAGGCAUGUUGAGUAGGCCUCAAGAACACUGUUAGAAAUAUUAGUGGACGUUUGAAGAAGGUGCAGAUGUUGUAUCUGCAGCGCCAAUGGCACUAUGGUCGAAGCACGUAGGCCUUAGAUGCGUCGACAGUUUUUUUUUGAUAGAGUCUGACACGAAAAUUGAGAGCACAAGGGAAACUUUCGAAAUCAUUGUCACCAGGUGCGCCGCAUGAGUCGUUUCAUCGCGGCUUUUCAUGCCAUGGGUCUCACGUACAGCGACAUGAGAAAAUACCUUUGUGCGGAUCUUAGAUAGAAGAUAGAGCCACAAAGCCAGCUGGGAUCUCGUACCGUCUUCUAGGCGCAGCGCGACGUGCAUCUUGCCGAACAAAGCAGAUACUACCGCCGAACGCGUCCCUAUCUGCUAGAUUUAACUGUCUUAAAAAUUCUAUAAUGAAACUUAAAUUGGCUUUUCCUGUUGUCCUGCUGUUAGAGUAAAGUCAAAACUAUGACUUGAUAGACCCUUUUAUCUAGAGGCAGGCUGUAUGUGAACAGGAGAACGAGAAAAAUAUAACAGAGAUCAAAUGAGGAGGCGGGUCAGGGUACGGAAAGUACCCGAAUUGAUAAAGCCAAAGUCACCAUCGAGGUUAGCCUUUCGACCUUCCCUGAGGCCAGACUAUGUGCCCACGUUCGAAGCGAACCGCCACUAUGAAGACAUGCAGGAGCGGACGAAAUGCCACAGCCCUCGGCCGGUUGUCAUAGAGGUGCAAAAAGAUUACUCGAACGCGUCUAUUGAGUAUUUACCAUCCUGCACCAUUUUACACAGGUGCGACAGUCAGUCAGGCUGCUGCGGACACGGGCGAACCUGUCAAGCCCAGCGGAAGGAGUUGGUUGAUCUUUAUUUCUAUGUGAUUCCCGCUGACAGGACCCAAAAGCAUGGUAGCGACAUACUCAAACUUUCCUUCACGAACCAUAGUGUGUGCGCUUGUGAAGAGGAUUUAGUACCAGAAGACAUCCAUGCCGCUAACCCGUCCACACCAUCAAAUUCAAACGACAACGCAAACGAGACAUUCGACGAUAUACCCGAUGAGGAAUUCAUUCCGGAGCACAGGUGUAAACGUUGCCCAGAACCGUUCGCCGAACGAGUCCUUAAAGAUUUUCAGUGUACAUGUGACUGUUUCGAUCAAGACGUGAAGUGCACCGCUAUUAAAAAAGGCCGUAAGAGGAUGCCUCAGACGGACGUCAGGUGCGUUAGGACUGGCGACUGUGGCGUGCCCCAGUGCUCGACCGGAUCGUUCGACGCACGUAAGGGCCGUUGCCCACUCUUGACACAGCGAAAAUACCGGCACGCGCGGCAGAGAGGGCACCGUUUCGAUGAGCUUGAUAAAACUGGGCACGAGUAGAGGUGAUUUUAUUCCUUUAAAAGAACAAAGGAUGAUGAGCAGUAACUUAGAGCUCAAACGCCACCGAAGCAGCUGAUACAGCACACAACGGUACCAGACACCUGAUGCAACUGCUGGCAUAUAUGUCUUGGAAUGAAACUCAAUAAGAACAAAAGACAUGAUGAUUUUUUUCUAACUUGCUAAUAAACGUACAUGCUCACAUGGAUGCAGAAUUCUACGGGCAAAGUGCUCGAAUCGAUUGUGUCCUAAUCUUCUGAUUUGGCAUUAUACAUUGAGGUAUUGCGAGUUUAUGCCUGCUUGAAGGCUGAUGAUUGCAUUUGCGGUAGCGACAACAAGGAAGCACUCGUAGGUUUGUCAAGAAACAGGAUUUGAGUCCGAAUGGUACCAUCGAUAGAUUUUUACCGAGUGAGCGCGGAAGCUCUUUUAUAGGCGAAUAUACGAACACAGAAUGAUGGAUUGUGUGAUACCAAACAAUAAGCGUGCGUUAAACGAAAAUUGGCGCAAGUUAGUCUACGUAAAGAAAAAGGGGAUUUAUCAAAGGUCAGAAGAAGUCAGCCGUGCAUGUGGCGGACAUUUUUUUUGCUGAAAAUAUUCCUGAUUCGAAUGUACGUCGUAGGUUUUUCGUGAAUUUAUUUUAGGUAGAUUUGAACCGAUCUCUAUUGAUUUAAACCUCGGUGUAUAUUUAUUAGACUGAUAGGAUUCGGUCAUAUCGCUGAACCUUUAACGUUUGAGCCCGACCGACAUUCAGGUUUUGCAACCCAAAUACCUACACAAGUAGCUAACGAAUCCUGAGAGCGAUAAUAUUCAGCUCCGUUUCAGUUAUGUUUCUGAUUUUCAAGACAAAAAUUAAGUUGCCGUCAACUGCGAUAGGAAAGAUUAUAUCAAGCCCGAUCGAGGAAGUUCCAUGAUCUAAGUUUCUUUUCUCAAGCUUGUCGCGUUGAAAGUAGGAAAAAAAUGUAGCACUUUAAAGUUACUAAGUUCGAUGCUGGAGCUUUGUCAAAAAUGUAUUAAGAAUAAUAUGCCUCGUGACGUUAUCUAACUUUCUGUCUAGACUGUCCUAUGAAACUGAAAUGACCCCUCGGUCAGUGUGGUUGAGCGUAAAUCCUUUAAAUUAUUUGUGGCGUUUUUUUAGUUCUUUUUUUUUGUAAAUACGUUCGAAUCGUUAAUUUAUUGAGAUCUGUAAAAACCAUCUUAAAAUUAAACAUAAAUUAUUUUCACAAUAGUCCGUGCCAUCCCUGUCGCGAGUUAUUGCUAACCAUAUAUAACGAUAUAAAACAACAACUUCCAAGAAACAAAACUGAAUUCAAAACAAGAAGGAUCUGUCUUUUGUUAUAGACAGACGUUCACGAAAUAUACUAUUGUUUCUUUUCUUACAAUCAAUGUGCGUGCAUUUGACGUAAACCUAGCCAUAUUUUAAAUAUGACCUAAUCAAAAGCGACGAUUUCGAGUCGUCCAAUAUUGACAGCGAUGGACGAUCACACAUGUGAAGAAAGCAUGGCAGAAGAAAGUUUGGCAUGCCAAUUUUACAUGUCAACUUGACAAUUUACACAUGAAACAAAUAGGGUUUUCAGUUUGCCUACGUGCAUAUUAUCACAUGAGACCGUCUGAAACUGACAAGUAACAUUAUGGCGAUAUCCUCACGUAUCAUAAACAAGUGAAUCACAAUGCAAUGUCCACCUACAUACAUAUUUAUAUCACUCGGAAGUGCUUUCCGUCCCCUGCAUGAACUCAUUGUGAUUUUGUUGCGCAUCAAAGGGAACUUCAUUUAGAGUUGAAGCUACAAAGAUGGAUGUUUCUGCUGAAAGUUGUGUUCUACGAUAUUUACUAACUAAUAAGGUGUUGGAAUGGCUCGAAUAAUUUGUGACGAGGGCCCUAUAACUGAACUCGAGGAUGAUCUUUUCGAACUGGAAAGUGCACCUUUCUUCGGUUGGCCGUCUAAGGUUGAUGGGGUACCUGGGUGGUAAAAGCUCGUUAGUUUACCAAGAGCAUGAACUGGGUUCAUGCAACUCCUAGCAGCCAAACUAAACUUGAGAGCUUGGAUACCCCAUCGACUGAGCGAAUCCUCAUUUUCUACCUAUACCCUACCCAAUUGCAGGUUGUUACAACCACUUCAUAAGAGUAUGAAUGGACAGACUUCGUGCUGGCCGAUUAUUAUUACUUUUUUUUUUUUUUUUCGGAUCCUUGGCAUAUAAAAUUCAAUACAAUGUAUUUGGUAACGGAGAGAGUCUUAGAAAUUUGUCCAAUGACUUAUUGAACACCAAAUCUAAAAAUUCUCCAAGAGUCGAAAUAAAUAAAUCGAAAGAUGGACGACGGUCGUCGAAAAUAGUG